Messenger RNA from Adineta ricciae, 939 nucleotides. Lineage: Eukaryota; Metazoa; Rotifera; Eurotatoria; Adinetida; Adinetidae. The record is from the annotation of a GenBank genome assembly.
AUGUCUGCAGAUCACAAAUCAACAAAGCAAAUAACCAUAUCAUUUCCGAAAGCAAAUGAUGUUCGUCUGAAAUUACCUCCCACCAAUUAUUCACAUCCGAAGUCACGCACAAUACCUCCGCACCCUUCAGUUGCCUCACAAAUACCAAAAACUUCGAUCAUCUACCCAACACUACUUCCACGUUCAUCAACAUCCUAUUAUUCUAACCAUCAACCAUGUCCUCGAGAUGCCCGUUAUUUAUACGUUGUUAAUGCAUCUGGUAAUUCUCAUCGAACACCAUCAACGCAAACGCCCAGCCCAAAUUCAAAUUCAUUACCCCUUCCCCAACAGUUUCCUACAUUGAAUCCAUCCACACCACCGCGUCCGUAUCUCCAAUAUGGACAUUUUCUCGCCUAUCUUCGACGACAAUCCUUAGCUCGUCUACGUCGUAAACAAGAACAACAGGAAUUAGAUGGCACAGAAAGUGUUGAUACAGCAAUAACACUGACUUCGAACAAAACACCAUCGUAUUCACUCCAAUCAAUGUCGAACUUAUCACUUGGAACGUCAACGACAGAUGCAGCAUCGAUGCCUGCUAUACCAAUAAUAACAUCGAAACAAAAAUCCCGACCAACUACAUCUCAGCGUCCGUUGCAAAGAUCAUCAUCAUUGCUAACGACAAAUUAUCGUUUAAAUUUAAAUCAAGCAUUACCCUUCAGAGAAAUAACAUCAUUGCACACCCUCAAAGAAACCAGUGUCGAUAAUCAUUCGUUAGUAUUACCAUCAAAACCAAUUGUUUCUGCUACACCUGCAAAUUCAGUUAUCAAUGCAACAGACGCUUCGUCACCAUCGAAUAGAGCACCUUACGAAGUCCAAUUAACCGGUGAUACGCUUAGUUAUUGUUUUGUCAGUGAUAGUGGAGUUACCUAUCAAGGACAACUACUUUCUUCUGCUAUAUGA